Molecule: messenger RNA, 1135 nt
Organism: Syngnathoides biaculeatus (alligator pipefish)
Lineage: Eukaryota; Metazoa; Chordata; Actinopteri; Syngnathiformes; Syngnathidae
Gene: mpdu1b
Product: mannose-P-dolichol utilization defect 1b
Exons: 8
Coding region: 146-1135 (329 amino acids)
Biological process (GO): oligosaccharide biosynthetic process
Source: RefSeq, a predicted model, not a curated record
GUCCCCGCUCGACAAUGGCGGAAGGAGUCGUUUUGGAGAAAGGUUCCACUUUUGUGGAGCCAUUUAAAGGCGUCUUGCUGACAUAUUUGAUCCCAGAAUCGUGCUACGAUGAGUUUUUUCUCAAUUUCAACUUUCUAGACGUGCCAUGUUUAAAGAUUUUGCUCAGCAAAGGCCUGGGGAUUGCCAUCAUCCUGGGAUCAGUGAUGGUGAAGCUGCCUCAGAUCCUGAAGAUGAUGGGCGCAAAGAGCGGCGAGGGACUGAGCUUCCAGUCGGUGCUCCUCGAGCUGCUCGCCAUCACGGGGACCGUGGCCUACAGCGUCACCAACAAGUUCCCCUUCAGCGCGUGGGGCGAGGCGGUCUUCCUCAUGCUGCAGACGGUCACCAUCGGCUUCCUAAUUCAGCAUUACGGAGGCCGAAGCGGCAGAGGUUUCCUGUUUCUGCUGUCCUACUUGGGGGCGCUGCUCGCCGUGCUGUCCCCGGUCACCCCGACGCCCGUGGUGACCGCCUUGCAGGCUGCCAACGUGCCCGCCAUCGUCGUCAGCAGGCUGAUUCAAGCUGCCACGAACUUUCGCAACGGACACACGGGCCAAUUGUCGGCCAUUUCGGUCUUCUUGUUGUUCGCCGGCUCGCUCGCACGCAUCUUCACCUCGCUGCAGGAGACGGGCGACGCGCUGCUGGCCUGCACCUACGUCAUAUCGUCGGCGUGCAACGGCGUCCUGGCGCUGCAGGUCCUCUACUACUGGAACAGCUCGGCCGAGCGCAAGAAGAAGAAGAAGAAGAAGAAGAAAGAGUAGGCGAAGAAGGGCGACUCUUGCACUGUAAGGUAUUCGGGAAACUUGACGAAAGACGGAGCAAAAAGAAAGAAAAGCUCGGCUCGGACUUCCUGUGGUUGUUUUCCUCGCCUCGCGUGUUCCGCCGAGGAGGAAGGUUCUUGGAAGUUGCGCAAGCCGAACUUGGACCCCCGCGGACCAGCCCGUCGCUUCUUAUCGCUUGCGUGAGUGCGCGGCUUGGAGUUCGGACUUUGUGUGCGCAUCUUGAUAACUCCGUGCAAAUACGUGCAGCUGUCGUAUGCGUCGAGCGCGCAAAUGUGCAAGUCUUGAACGCAAAAGAGGAAUUGUGUGUAUUUCGCUCUUGA